AGGGAGGAUAGUCAACAGUUUCCGAGUUUUCUCAGUCGAUCAUCAUGUUCAAUCUUAAGUUAUUCGUCCUGAUUGCUGUGGCCAUCUGCCUGACCCAGGCCUGCUGUGUCAGCGAGCCCGAGACGCCCAAUUGCGGAUGUGGAAAGCCUCAGUGCAGAUCCUGCGGCUGCGGUGGCGUCCGGACAGGUGGAUGUGGUGCCAAACCCUGCCGGAAUCCCUGCCCCAGCUGCGGCGGCUCCAGCUGCGGCUGCCCCAAGUAACCAGCUCUACGGAAGUCCUCCACGGUCUAUC
Molecule: messenger RNA, 291 nt
Organism: Drosophila pseudoobscura
Lineage: Eukaryota; Metazoa; Arthropoda; Insecta; Diptera; Drosophilidae
Product: chorion class high-cysteine HCB protein 13
Exons: 1
Coding region: 45-260 (71 amino acids)
Source: RefSeq, a predicted model, not a curated record